UUCUGUAGGUCCACGAUGACGGAGCCGGGCGCCUCUCCCGAGGACCCCUGGGUCAAGGCAAGCCCCGUGGGCGCGCAUGCCAGCGAGGGGAGGGCGGGACGGGCUCGUGCACGUAAGGGGUCCGGAAGACUGGAGGCUUCCCAACCAUCCCCAGAGUCUCCCCCGUUCUCCGGGCCCCGGGGCUGCAGGAAAGACAGCUCUCACCCCGCCUGUGGCAAGGUGGAGUAUGUCUACAGUGACAACAGUCUGGAUCCUGGACUUUUUGUAGAAAGCAGUCACAAAGGAAGUGUAGUGUCCAGAGCUAAUAGCAUCGGCUCCACAAGUGCCUCUUCUGUCCCCAACACAGAUGAUGAGGACAGUGAUUACCACCAGGAGGAGUCCUACAAAGACCGGAGGCGGCGAGCGCACACUCAGGCUGAGCAGAAGAGGAGGGACGCCAUCAAGAGAGGCUAUGAUGACCUUCAGACCAUUGUUCCUACCUGCCAGCAGCAGGACUUCUCCAUUGGCUCCCAAAAGCUCAGCAAAGCCAUUGUUCUACAGAAGACCAUUGACUACAUCCAGUUUUUACACAAGGAGAAGAAAAAGCAAGAGGAAGAGGUAUCCACCCUACGCAAAGAUGUCACAGCUCUGAAGAUAAUGAAAGUGAACUAUGAACAGAUUGUGAAGGCGCACCAGGACAACCUUCAUGAGGGCGAGGACCAAGUCUCUGAUCAGGUCAAGUUCAAUGUAUUUCAAGGCAUCAUGGACUCGCUAUUCCAGUCCUUCAAUGCCUCCAUCUCUGUAGCCAGCUUCCAGGAGCUGUCAGCCUGUGUCUUCAGCUGGAUUGAGGAGCACUGCAAGCCACAGACCCUACGAGAGAUUGUGAUCGGCGUCCUUCAUCAGUUGAAAAACCAACUCUACUGAUGGCUCCUGGAAACCUGCAGAGCAGCCAACAGACACUUGUGAGUCUGUUUGGCCGUGGAACUGCUUGGCCCAAUUGGACUGCAACACCUCACACCGGUCAGCUGGGUUCUACUUGGUGUUUGGUUUCCCAGCCCCCCCCCCUUCAUUUUCAAUGGAGUUGGGGUGCUUUGUGAAAGCUUUGAUUAAUUUAUUAUAUUGACUGCAAAGUCGAACCUACCCAGUCCUCCCCUUUCAGUAGAAGUCCUUAGCACAGGAGUCUGAUCUGGGCACCUCAAGGAGCUCUUGGCUUCUCAGUCCUUUUGCUAAGCCUCACAUUUCUGCUUAUGGUCUAUGUAUAUUUGGAAACUGCCUCUGUUUUGGUCUCUUGGGCAAUGGCUGGUCCAAGUUUGAACAUUUUGGCAGUAGUUGGGUGGGAAAAAAGGAGAGGAAAUAGUCCAGUGGCCACAAAAUGGUUGAAACCUACCGUGUGCCUAAGACUGGGGCUGCAUGGUCAGUGCUAAGUAAGGCCAAGGCUUCCUAGCCAGCUCAGGGUCAGCCUACCAGGUUUCUGCGGUGGCCUUAUGUUGUGUCACCUCCCUCCUCCCCGGCUGUGGGUGCUAGGGGAAGAAAUUCCCUGUCUGCUCCAGGCCCUGCUCCCACGGGUAAUUGCAGUGUCUCACAGUACUAUAUAUUUGAAUUUUUUAAUUUUUCUAAACAUCAACAAUUUUGCUACAGUUAAAAUUUUGGAAAAUUAACAGGGCUUCAAAACCAUCCUAGCCUUUCUGUCCAGUACACUUGGGUCUCUGCCAUCUCCCAAUGUUGCCUGCUUCUGGUACUUGGGGGUUAGAGCACAGGGCACAAAAGAUACUCCAUCUUCUGGGGGAAGCUCUGGGUGAUGCCUUGGGCUCUUCAAAUGCUGGUGUAUAGUAGCUUCUCUCUACCUUUGUCUCCCAGGCUCCCAUCCUCAGGUUUGAUAUCUGGGAGGUUUGACUAUCCAGAGGAAAUUAUGUAUUUUUAUAUCAAAUUGUAUUACAAUAAAUACUGCCAAAUACUUUCUUUUA
Messenger RNA from Jaculus jaculus (lesser Egyptian jerboa), 1943 nucleotides. It is a transcript of the gene Mlx, whose product is annotated as MAX dimerization protein MLX. The record is from RefSeq and is a predicted model, not a curated record. The coding region runs from base 16 to 903 and encodes 295 amino acids. Gene Ontology annotation, cellular component: nucleus. NCBI's taxonomy places the organism in Eukaryota, Metazoa, Chordata, Mammalia, Rodentia, Dipodidae. Gene Ontology annotation, molecular function: RNA polymerase II cis-regulatory region sequence-specific DNA binding; DNA-binding transcription factor activity, RNA polymerase II-specific; protein dimerization activity. The transcript is spliced from 8 exons. Gene Ontology annotation, biological process: regulation of transcription by RNA polymerase II.